Messenger RNA from Miniopterus natalensis, 2407 nucleotides. The record is from RefSeq and is a predicted model, not a curated record. NCBI's taxonomy places the organism in Eukaryota, Metazoa, Chordata, Mammalia, Chiroptera, Miniopteridae.
CUCGGCGCUGAGAGGGCUCCUGAGUUAACGGGCGGGCGGGAGUGCCGUGGGUCCUGGGAAGCGCAGGCUCUGACCGGUCCCUCCCCGCUGCCCCCUAGAGGCAGCCCUGACGCUCUGACCCGUCCGCCUGGGUCCACCGGCCCACGGAGGAGCUGGCUUUCGCCUCUCCUGGGAGAAUCGGAUCCCGGUGAAGGAGCCCCACCAGGAACUGAGGCAAUGGCCUCAAAGCCUGAGAAGCGAGUCGCCUCAUCCGUCUUCAUCACCCUGGCACCCCCACGUCGGGGCGAGGCUGUCGCCGAGGAAGUGAGGCGGGUGGCCUGUGAGGCCUGGCCUGGCCGCCCCUGGGAAUCUCCUGCCCCCACGAAGGCACCUGGAGCUGGUCCGGCGGGGAGGCCCAGUCCCUGGACACCCUCCUCGAGAGCUGCAGCCACAGGGCCAGCUGGCCCCUCUCAGCUGUCCAAUGGAGACGUCUGCGCCUUCUGCCACAAGACGGUGUCCCCCCGAGAGCUGGCCGUGGAAGCCAUGAAGAGGCAAUACCACGCCCAGUGCUUCACCUGCCGCACCUGCCGUCGCCAGCUGGCCGGGCAGAGCUUCUACCAGAAGGACGGGAGGCCCCUCUGCGAGCCCUGCUACCAGGACACACUGGAGAAGUGUGGCAAGUGUGGCGAGGUGGUCCGAGAACAUAUCAUCAGGGCCCUGGGCCGGGCCUUCCACCCAACCUGUUUCACUUGCGUGACCUGCGCCCGGUGCAUCGGAGAUGAGAGCUUUGCCCUCGACAGCCAGAAUGAAGUGUACUGCCUGGACGACUUCUAUAAGAAAUUCGCCCCGGUGUGCAGCAUCUGCGAGAACCCCAUCAUCCCCCGCGACGGGAAGGAUGCCUUCAAAAUCGAGUGCAUGGGAAGGAACUUCCACGAGAACUGCUACAGGUGCGAGGACUGCAGGAUCCUCCUGUCUGUGGAGCCCACGGACCAAGGCUGCUACCCGCUGAACGACCGUCUGUUCUGCAAGCCGUGCCACGUGAAGCGGAGUGCUGCGGGGUGCUGCUGAGGGCCCCCGCCGGGCUGGGUCCCUCCCCGACUCGGUUUCCCUUUCUGACCCGCUCUCGCACACUUCCCUUCCGAGCCACAACGGGGACCAGCCCAUGACAUCCGGGCCACAGGGGCUGAGCCACCCGGCCCCCACCUCCUCCCAGCUCAGCGGUGGGCAGCUGGCAGUCAGUGCCCCUCAGACAUUUGCCUCUUUCCUCCAUCCUCUGGGCACUGGACGUCUCCACACCGUGAGCAUCACACCCAGGUGCCCGUGUCCCAGGCUCUGGCCCCUCUUGCGCACUGGCCUUGAUCCCCAAUUCCAGGGGUGCAUUGGGGCGAGUCUCUAGGUGGCGCCCUGGUUCCCCAGCAACGACACUUCAGCUGUCCCGUGAGGGUGCUGAGAUCAGCUCUGGCUUGUAGGACUGAGCUGUUUGAGUAAAACUCCAAGGCCCCUUAAAAAGCUCUUUUUAAAAAACUUACAUGAGGAGAAACAUUCAAUUUUGGGGGCAGGAUGUGUCUUCAUAGGAAAUGCCUCCCAUUUGUUCAUACAUGUACAAGAAUGUGACCUGGUGCUGGCACGGCCACGGACUUCUCACCAGGGGAACACGGGGCCCAGGCCCAGCUGUGAACCUGGGACAGGGCAGGGGGAAAGGGUGAGAUGCUGACACCCAAGGGCAUCGGCCGCCCCUCCGCCCUGCCCCUGGUGCUCCUGUGUGCGAGCCAGCUGACAUUGACCGGGGAACAGGGUGCAGGUGCCCUGGGUGCUCCUCCUGCAGCCUCGACUGGGGCCAAGCGCACCCCCCCUCACCCACACUCCUUCAGGACAGUGCCAGAGGUGUCCCUUCAGCCCCUUGGUCACUGCCCACAUCCCACCCGGACACCCCCGCCCAUGCUGCCCUGUGGCCGCUGCCUCUUCAGGGCCACGCCUAGAAGAUUCUUUUUCCUUUUUAAGGAAAAUCACGUGUAUUGCUUCGUAACUUCUAAGGCAUUUUUCUGCAGGGCAUGAACAAAUUAAGUUGUGCUUUCCUCCCGGGGUCUCGCUGAUGCACCACAGGCUCCUGUGAGGGUGCCUCGGGCUCCGAUCCGGAGACCUUGUCUGUAGAGCCCCUUAGGGGCUUCGGCGCAGGGCACAGCUUCCUGCCAGCAGCUUAGAGGCUCGAGCCCCAAGCUCCAGGCCUCCGCCUGUCACCUCCACAAUCGUCAUAAUCAAGGGCUUCACGUUCUCUCCUUUCCUUAAUAUUUUCUUUAAAUCAACAUACUUUUUUUUACUCCCGACUUUAGUCUUGUGCUAAAUAAUGUAUCCAUACAGUCACACGCUGAUGUGCUAGUUAUAUUUUCUCCUAUUACACAGGAAAAUAAAUGCACGACUAUUAGAAGUC